CUCAAAGCGACGCUGAACAUGAAUAUUAGUGAACGUAGAGGAAUGCACCAUGGGCAGCGGAAGAACACAGGUUACAUUCAAGAUCCCUCUGUCUCCACUACGACCUUAGAUCCUUACUUUCCUGUCACCAAGCCGAGAAUACGAAAUUGGAGAGCGGACUGUAUUGGAUUAUUCUAUCCUAUUCCAAAUGUGGACACAAAAUCUGAUAGUUUUAAAAACUUUGACAGAGACACAAGUGAUAUAUCUACCUCUAGAGCCUUAAUUUUAGUAUUUAUUAUUUUUAUUUGUUCACUGAUAGCCUUAGGACUCCUUUAUAAACAAUUUCCAGAUAUAGCGGAGCAUGAGAAACAGCAUAUCAAGCUUCCAUGGGACCUAGAAGAUGCUAAGCAAUUAGGUCAGGUCUUAGACAGAUAUAAGGACAAAUAUUUCUAUCAAGUAUUAUUUGCAGUCUUCUUAGUUUAUAUCUUUUUGCAAACAUUUGCAAUACCUGGCUCUAUUUUCUUAAGUAUUCUUUCAGGGUUUUUAUUCCCAUUCUAUCUAGCACUGCUCCUAGUCUGCUGCUGUUCGGCACUUGGUGCUAGUUUGUGUUUUUUCCUCUCAAAUCUCGUUGGGAAAAAGUUGGUAAAAAGAUUCUUCCCUGAGAGAGCAGAAAAGUGGUCGAAAGCAGUGAAAAAGCAUGAGAAUAAUCUGCUUAACUACAUUAUUUUCUUGAGGGUGACACCCUUUUUACCAAACUGGUUUAUUAACAUGUCUGCGCCUGUGAUUGGUGUGCCUUUGAUACCCUUUGCUCUUGGAACUUUUAUAGGUGUAGCACCUCCAUCUUUCGUAGCAAUCCAAGCUGGCCAAACAUUGCACACACUAGCAUCAACAAGUGAUGCAUGGUCAUGGACAUCUGUCACAAUCCUCACUAUUUUCGCACUCUUAUCUCUUGUACCAGUAUUAAUGAAGAAAAAACUAAGGGAAAAGUUUGAUUGAACAGUUUGUUGUUGUUUUUAGUUAAUUUAUUUAGAAUGAUUUUUAUUUUUCGUUAAUAAAUUGGUGUAUUGUACAUUCCAUUUACUCUAAUUUGU
Messenger RNA from Hyposmocoma kahamanoa, 1070 nucleotides. RefSeq names its product transmembrane protein 41 homolog (gene stas). The record is from RefSeq and is a predicted model, not a curated record. Lineage: Eukaryota; Metazoa; Arthropoda; Insecta; Lepidoptera; Cosmopterigidae. Bases 19 to 975 code for a protein of 318 amino acids. The transcript is spliced from 6 exons. Gene Ontology annotation, cellular component: endoplasmic reticulum membrane.